Lepus europaeus (European hare) is the source of this 1149-nucleotide messenger RNA. RefSeq names its product H1.1 linker histone, cluster member (gene H1-1). Gene Ontology annotation, molecular function: nucleosomal DNA binding; structural constituent of chromatin; double-stranded DNA binding. Gene Ontology annotation, biological process: nucleosome assembly; chromosome condensation; negative regulation of DNA recombination. The transcript has a single exon. Gene Ontology annotation, cellular component: nucleosome; nucleus. The coding region runs from base 1 to 660 and encodes 219 amino acids. The record is from RefSeq and is a predicted model, not a curated record. NCBI's taxonomy places the organism in Eukaryota, Metazoa, Chordata, Mammalia, Lagomorpha, Leporidae.
AUGGCCGAGACGGCGCCGGCCGUGCAGGUUGCCUCCGCUGCCCCCGAGAAGCCGGCGGCUGCCAAGAAAGCUAAGAAGCCAGUCAAGGCGGGAGCCCCCGCCUCUAAGAAGAAGCCCGCGGGCCCCUCGGUGUCGGAGCUCAUCGUGCAGGCCGUCUCCACCUCCAGCGAGCGCAGCGGGGUGUCGCUGGCCGCGCUCAAGAAGGCGCUGGCGGCCGCCGGCUACGACGUGGAGAAGAACAACAGCCGCAUCAAGCUGGGCCUCAAGAGCCUGGUGAGCAAGGGCACCCUGGUGCAGACCAAGGGCACCGGCGCCUCGGGCUCCUUCAAGCUCAACAAGAAGGCGGCGGCCGGCGAGGCCAAGGCCGGCGCCGGGAAGGUGGCGGCAAAAGCUAAGCCGACGAGCGCUUCCAAGAAGCCCAAAAAGGCCGCCGGGGCCGUGGCUAAGAAGGUCGCGAAGUCUCCGAAGAAGGUGAAGAAGCCGGCGGCAGCGGCCAAAAAGCCCUCCAAGAGCCCAAAGAAGCCCAAAGUCGUCAAGGCCAAGAAGGUGGCUAAGAGCCCUGCUAAGGCCAAGGCGGUGAAGCCCAAGGCGGCCAAGGCGAAGGUGACGAAGCCAAAGACGGGUGCCAAGCCCAAGAAGGCAGCACCCAAGAAAAAGUGAAGUCCUGGUUGGAAGCUGCUUCCAGUAACCCAACGGCUCUUUUAAGAGCCACCCCCAUCUCUCAGUUAAAAGCUGUAUACACGGUCGCCAGGUUGCAGGUCGGGUCCCCGUGCUGGCAUGCACACUUGGGAGGGUGGUAUGGAGGGUUCCUGGGUCUCUGGAGGCCUCCCCAGACACACAUGAGGACACCACGGUGAGUUCAGGUGCACCAAGUUUGGGUGCCUCAGCCCUUCCAAUUGGCUACCUUGUUAGUCACCUGAGCAAUCCCACACCCCAGGGCUGGUGCUAUGGUAUAGUGGGUUAAACUGGCUGGCAUCCCAUAAUGGUUCGUGUCCCGGCUUUCCAUCCCACUUCCUGCUAAUGGCCUGGAGAAGUAGCCCAGGUGCUUGGAGGAUGAAGCUCCCGCCUUGGCCCAUCCCAGGUCCGCUGAACCAACAGGUGGGAGCUCUCCCGCCCAGGUAGUGAGCCACCUGUUACUUUUCAGCCUAA